ACCUCUUCAAACCAGUCGUUAAUGGCGUCGCUCCAGGAGAGCGCGGAGCCUUCUCGCCAAGCAAUAUUUUGACCGCAUCCAUCGAAACCUACCGUAUAUUAAGUAUUUUUUGAGAAUAGAUACACUUUGAUUUGGUUAGGAAAUAUCAUAAAUUAGAAUCUAAUAUUAUGAUAAUGCGGCCAAUAUGUAAAAUGGGAAUCUUAUAAUAUUAAUAAAUUAAGGAGCGUAUGCAUGCAACGGUAAUAAUGGUUGCUCCAUAUAUAAAUUUUAGGAGCGAAGAUAAUUUACAAUAAUUUAAGUCCAUGUACGUAUAUUUAUUUUAGUUUCGUCCAUAUAUACGUAGACAUUUGUCCUUACCUGCCAGAUUUCUGUCGUCAUUCGAAUUGUGCCCUGUGGGACAAGUAUUGGCCCACUGUUGUGCCAUUUGGGCGGCCUUUUCAUUCCACUUGAGCAUGUUCAUAUUCUUGGCCUUAACGAUGUUCCGGUAGUGGUUGUGCAGGGUUACAAUCUCUUUCUGUUGGCGCUUCGUGACGGGUGACGCACAGUUGACCACCGCUACAAUGGCUGUCAGAAGGAGAGCACAAACUACCAACGAAGACAUUUUUGGGUGAAGUUUUGCUACGGAUUCCACAACCAGUGUAUACGGUAUAACUGUGUACUGUAUACUAAACGCACGCCGCGAUAUAUGAACGGAAUUCCGUGCGCUUAAAUACCAGAUUUACCGCCAGUCGAGACAAGGGACUGUUGCGCUAAAUGACCUUCACGAUAUUUCCGCAGGGCAUCGAGUGGCAAUCAAUCUGCAUACGGGAAAAUUAGUGGGCAAAUUUUUAUGUCACAUUGGCAAAAAUUCAUGCGAACCAAAGCCUGGGGAGGUGCAUUUACGCGGUACUUUCCGGAAAUAAUGCCGGUGCCGGUCCGUCGCAUGGGGAAGAACAAUGGACAACAAUCACACGCCGUUUUGAAUCGUCAACAAUGACUCAGUUGGUAAUUUUCGGGGGAAUGGCAAAACUCCAAAAGGCAGACACGCGAAGGUCAACUGCACGAUUACGAUGGUAGUGCGCUUGGCGAUCGGCCCGGAGCGUAUUUUCCAUAUUCACCAUUAACUGAUCUUUGUGAAUCCCUAAGAGAAAUCUUUUUGCGUGGAGUACAUGUACAAGCACACGGAAUCCACAAACAAAAUUUGAACGCAGAAAAUCUGGAUGCAAGUUCGCGCAGCUGGCUAUAAUACAGUAAAAUCCCUCUACUACAUACACCCUCCGUUCUAAGCUCUCCGUAUGUUGUAAAGAGGUGUAUGUUACACAGGGGCACUGCCCCUGGGGGCGCUCAUUAACUUACCCCCAGGGGGCUGGCCAUACAUUGGUCAAUAGCAAUUACGCACGGUGCCGCUGAUGUUUCGUUUAUAAAAAUAAAUUCAUGCUAUUCCUCAGAAAAGUGGCUCUGCAGCGCUUCUUUUACGAAUUCCUUUUCGAAAAGCUACCGUAUUACUGGCAUUUUAUGCUUCAGAAUGAACCGGUAACCAAUAAUUUUCAAUGCCUUUUUGCUGUUUUUACUGUCAGAUCUUGUACUAAUUGACAGAUGUGAAACAGAAACCGGAACUUUCUUUGAAACAUUUGUGCGCUUAUUCGACCAGCUGUAUGUAGCGCAGAGGUUGACUGUAUGUUAAAUACUGUUUGCGGUUCCACGAAAGGUGUAUGUUAUACUUAUAGAGGGGUGAAUGUUAUAUAGAGAACUGCCCCUAUGUUAUAAUCCACCGAACAAUCCGGUUCUCAGCCGCACGUAUAUAAUAAAGGGGUGAAUGUUGUAUAAGGGUGUAUGUAACGAGGGGUUUUACUGUAAAAGGCAUUUUCGGUACAAUUUUAAGCGACUUAUACGCUAACACAGUCUGUGCAGCGCAACGCAUCUUCCUCAAUUAGAUUUGUGUAAUUUUAAUAGUUUAAGUAUUAAAUUAACUGAGACUGGCUUUAUAGUGUGCAUUUAUUUGGGUUAAUCUUCUUAUACGCGCGUCACACUGUAUACUGUAUAGUAAUUUUUAUUCUUCUUUCGUGGCACUGAUUUCCAGUAAAUAAGCACGUAUACCGGGAAUCUUGAACGCAGUAAUUAUGAAAAAAACAUUAAAGCAUAUUUCAGAUAAGUAAUAAUUAUCGUAAUUAACAAUUAAUUAAUGUACAAAAAAAAUAAAAAAAAAACAUUGGAUGCAUGUACAGAUAAAGGAAAGUAGUGCUUUAAUCCACAAUGCGCACAAUACGCUGAACUAACAUCGCAUUCGAUAAUUUGAUAAAAAAAACAUUCGAAAAUUUUCCAUGCAUAUUAUUAUGGUCUCUGCAGCGUGUAGUAUUUUCAGACUUUCCAUGGGCAGUAUGGUGAGUUCGGGUCGUUGUUUAACAUAAUAUUACCCCUGAAAAAAUACUGGAAUUAAUUUUUACAAUAUUAACCCUAUCAGGAACGAUGAUGGAUAAGCCGCAUAAGAAAUUGACGUACCCGUUACAGUAGUUGCAGACAUACACAAUAGUAUUCGUGCCAAGAUUGUUGCAACCGCUACGAACGCCGCAUCCGACUACCGACGUAUUGGCCCACAUCAACUAUACAAUACAGACACCAUGGUUAGAGGUCACACUUCCUAAAUUUUAUAAAUCCACUGACGCACCUGCGUAUAGUGCCCCACCGGACCCGUGGGCUGCCGACAGUACCGGAAGUACUUCACUUCGUUGUACCACUGAUUAAUGGCGUUGGUCCAUGAAAACGCCGCUGUACCUUGUCUCCAGGCGAUAUUCUGGCCGCACUUACCGAAACCUGGAAGCACCACCAGUUCGCUAUUAAUUUUUGAAAUGCCUAAUAUCGUUAGAAUUUUACUGAGAUGGCCGAUCGACGAAAUAAAAAAACUUUCGGGUUAUUUACUUAUUUAAUUUACUGUUUCCCAAUAUUUCCCGUUAACGGUACCUACCUGGCGUUUGCCGGUCAGUGUCUUUAUUAUGUCCAUCCGGACACGUAUCGGCCCAGCGUUGUGCCGAUUUGGCCGCAUCAGUGUUCCAUUUCAACUUCCGCAUAUCCCUGGAUUUUACUGAACUGCGGUAUUUGUUAUGCAGGUUUACAAUUUCCGUUAUCUGGUCCUUGGAUACACUAUUGACUACCGCUUGUUGCUGCGAUGAGGUCCUUUGGCUUUGCUGUGAAUUUCUCUGCCUUUGCUGCAGUUUCCGCUGCUUUUGUUGUACAUUCGCGCUGUCCGUGAUCUGAGUGGCCAAUACCAAAAUGGCUAUUAGUGCAGAAAAUGUAAUCCCAGCCGAAAUACACCGGAGAUUUAACAAGAACAUCAUUUUUAAAAAAAAGUCUAGAUAUAAAUAAAAAUCAAAGGGAAAUUGUCUCUAAAAUUUUCCAAGGGUUUGAGCAGUUCGCAAUAAAAAAUUCACUGAAAAAUUUGCGCCAAAUAAGUAAAUAUACACUAAGUACAUAUACACUAGGUGGUUGAUCCAUAUUAUAUAAUUAUAUGAAUUUGAUCUUGUUUUGUUGCCGGAUUAAUUUCUAAAGGCAUUUCAUGAAUCAGCGAUUCAGUGGUAGCAAAGUCGCUGUUAUAAGCAAAUAUUGAUUGUUAUGCCGGGCUGCUCCAUUGUUCCACCGUAUUUUUUGUGUAUUUGUUCGUCACUGUAGCAGGUACAUGUUCACUAAUAAUUUAAUUGCACGCGUGAGUUCAAUUUUGUUGUUGCUGUUUUUUUUCUGAACGUACGCACGUCGAUGUUUUUGUGAACGAUCAGAAGGUAGCGUGAACGUAUGGUCGUGAGCGAUGAACUGGUAAACGCAGCCGGAAAUUACAAGUACGUACUGCAGAAUCUGGUCGUCGUUUACGGUAAAGAACAAAAAUUAAUAUGAAUCACACACGUUAAAUUGACGUACUUAAUUGACUCACGUGUCCGGCCACUUUUGAUUCCUAAAAACUGCACAAAAUAAAAAUUAUUUAAAAUAAUAAUCAGUCUACUAUCUUAAUAGGGUUAACACGUGCGUGUACCUGUAGAAUAUCCAUAAUGGGAUAUUCGUUCUCAUGUCUAUGCCAUUAUUCUACGAUUAGCAUUAAGUAUGAAUACUUACAAAACAGUAUUUUUUACAAAACUGUGUUACACUUUAUUAUACACACUUUACGUACACUAUCAGUCAUUUUAAAAUCCCAAUACAAUACACCAAUGGUUAAUAUACGUUUUGCUUUGUUUUUGACCCUUCACAAAUUUCCAAGACACCCGUCAUUCUUAAACAAAUUUAAUAAAAUGAAGGUUAAAUGGAAGAUGAGUCAAAUUAUUGGGCCAUGCUGAGCGAGCAAAGAAUAUAAAAGCAGGAAUCUCACACAGUCGAAAUUUCUUCUCAUUGCUUCCGGCGAAUAUAUCACGUCCAGACAGUACAGUAAACUGCAGUACUAGUAAUUCAAGAUACUUAUACUCGUAAUACUAAUUUCUAUACUAUUUUAUAUAUUAUUAUAUUAUUUAUUUAUACAGUAUUACUCAUUUCCGAUCGAUCGAAACAUCUAACCUAUGUGAUAAAAUUAAUUAAUAACCCAUGGGAUACAAUUAUCAGCAAUUAGGAAGCGAACUCAUAGAAGGUAUUGCGAAUACCUGUAUUUUGUGGUAACACAAGAACAUGUCACUUUGGUCUGCUUCUCCGAACUACUGUUUUUUGCCACGUACAGGUAAAAAGUGUUGUUUGCUACAAUCUCAGCUUUAACGCCAUAGUGUUAUACUGACAUGAUAAGGCUAAUCGGUGCGACAAAUAACAAAGUCAACCCUUUCACUACACUUUUCUAUUUUUGCUGGAGCGUAAUGUUAUACGUAAUAUUAGCAUAUAAGUAUAAUAAUUAUAGACAGAAGUUUAAGUAUGUUUACGUUGUGUAUACGAGUAUUGUGCUUUGUGCCAAGGAUACUGCUUAUUAAUUAAAUAACACUCCUGCGUAAUUGUCUCAUAUUUAUUUUAUAUUAUACAUUACGCCACUAGCAUGAAAACAAAUUCCAUUCAUAUUCUAAGAGACAACGAUAAUCGUAAUGGAAAUAACAAAAAUGUUUACUGCGUGUAAUGAAACGCUUCCGGUCAUACAAGCCCGUGCAGCCAGUCUGCACUGUACAGAUACAUGUACAAGUACGCCGCGCAAAGUCGCAAACAACAGACCGACAGCAAAGUGCGCCGAUAGCUUACUGCUUGGAAUCAGUCGUGAUUACAGUUGAUUUCGCCGUCAAUUUUGGAUAGUUACUGGUAGUAAUUUUUCCGCAGAAAAUCGAAUAAUCACAAAUACCAAUCUUUUCCGUUGCCGCGAGGAUGCCGCUGGCACUGCAUCCCCUGCAAGCAGCGCGCCAGCCCCUGCUCCACGCAGUCCGCACCUUGUCCCCCCUGCGUCGGUAUCUCCACAUCGAGCCGCUCUCCAGCCAUGAAAUCCGCCGCCGUUUCCUGGACUACUUCGCCCAGAACAACCACACCAUCAUUCCCUCCAGCUCCGUCGUGCCCCACAACGACACCAGCCUGCUCUUCGUGAACGCGGGCAUGAACCAGUUCAAGCAUGUGCUGCUCGGCACCGAAGCACCGCGGCACCGUCGCGUCGCGAACUCCCAGAAAUGCAUCCGCGCUGGCGGCAAGCACAAUGAUCUGGAUGAAGUGGGGAUUGACGGGCGACACCACACGUAUUUUGAGAUGCUCGGUAACUGGUCGUUUGGCGAUUAUUUCCAGCAGGAAGCCUGCACUUUAGCCUACCAUCUCCUCGUGGACGUCUAUAAACUCCCCAAAUCCCGUCUAUACAUGACGUACUUUGGCGGAGAUCCCGAGGUGGGUUUGCAGCCGGAUUUCGAGUGUCGGGAGAUCUGGCGGCGGAUCGGGAUAGCCGAAUCGCAGAUAAUUCCGCGGGGGAUGGAUGAUAAUUUCUGGGCGAUGGGGGAGGAGGGCCCGUGUGGCCCGUGCACGGAGAUCCACUAUUCCAUGGACGGGAGUGCGGAGAAGCUGUUGGAGGUGUGGAAUCUGGUAUUUAUGCAGUUUAAUCGCACGCGCCGUGGGAUUCUCGAGCCGCUGACGGUCAAGCAUGUCGACACGGGGAUGGGGCUGGAGCGGUUGGUGGCAGUGCUGCAGGACCGGCAGAGUAAUUACGAUACGGAUUUGUUUUUGCCCCUGCUGCAGAAAAUCCCCGAGCUGGCGGGCACACCGCCCUACCAAUCGAAAUUCGGCGACGACGACCACGAGGGCCUGUUCACCGCCUACCGCAUCCUGGCGGAUCAUGCGCGCAUGUGCACGGUGGCCAUCGCCGACGGGAUGCUCCCGGACAAGCGCGGUGCUCCCUACGUCCUCCGUAAAGUCCUGCGGAGAGCCGCCUUGACCUGGUCCAACAAACUGCACAGCGAUCCGCUUCUCUGGGCGCAACUGGUGCCCACGAUCGUCCAGAGUCUGGGCCCGGCGUAUCCCGAGAUCGCCGAACGGGAGGCCGUCAUUCAGGCCACCAUUACGAAGGAGAUCGAGGAUUUCAAAGGCAUCGUGGACAAGGGGACCAAGGCGUUCGGGAAAAUCUGGCAGAAGCUGGAGAAUAAGAUGGUGCUUCCGGCCGACAAGAUGUACGAGCUAUACCGGCAGUUUGGGGUCCCGGAGGAGGUGAUCUUUGGGUUGGCGCGCGGACGGAAUAUGGGAUGUGAUGCUAAAGGGUUUUAUUUGCUGAUGGAUCAGGAACGAGUUAAAUCGCGGGAGGGAUUGGCCAGGAAAAAGGAGCAAGUGGCGCAGUAAUUUCCUCAGCGAAUAUUGGUGCUCGCCGUCCAUUACGCACAUGUGUUGGGAAUUUUUGUUGGUUUGUUGGUGGUUAAAACUGCAUCUAAUCUUUCACGUUUGCAUGGUGUAUUGCACGUAUUUUCUGGCAUUUUGUUUUUAAAGUGAUUUUUAUCUUUUAAAAUGGUUGAAAAAGGGCUUUAAAAGGAAUCUAUGGUAGCCUACGGAUGCUCAUUGUAAAAAGUGUGGUUUCGGUAAUUUAUUUAAUAAAUGCGAAGAAAAGGCUGAUGUACGGGUAUAUGUACGUAUCACA
Molecule: messenger RNA, 7018 nt
Organism: Paramacrobiotus metropolitanus
Lineage: Eukaryota; Metazoa; Tardigrada; Eutardigrada; Parachela; Macrobiotidae
Product: alanine--tRNA ligase, cytoplasmic-like
Exons: 6
Coding region: 5287-6726 (479 amino acids)
Biological process (GO): alanyl-tRNA aminoacylation; tRNA modification
Cellular component (GO): mitochondrion; cytoplasm
Molecular function (GO): aminoacyl-tRNA deacylase activity; nucleic acid binding; ATP binding
Source: RefSeq, a predicted model, not a curated record